Messenger RNA from Haplochromis burtoni (Burton's mouthbrooder), 6229 nucleotides. RefSeq names its product nuclear factor 7, brain-like. The record is from RefSeq and is a predicted model, not a curated record. Lineage: Eukaryota; Metazoa; Chordata; Actinopteri; Cichliformes; Cichlidae. Bases 508 to 2184 code for a protein of 558 amino acids. Gene Ontology annotation, molecular function: zinc ion binding; protein binding. The transcript has 3 exons.
AAGGUGUCAGGGUCCUGGGUCUGAGCGAGCCAGGGACCCUGAGCAGUCAUGGACUAGUAUUACAAUGUCUGUAUUUUGUAUUGCUGUCCCUCGUUCUCCCUGCAUGUAGAUCUGUGUGUAUGUAGGUGUGGGUGGGGGUGUGGCCCUGGCAGGUGAUUGGCCACGCCUGAAGACCGUAACACACCUGCAGCUGAUCAGGCCUCGUCGGAGGAGCUACUUGAGAGUGUGGUGGAACUCUCUCCGACGCUGGAUCAUUGUGUGGCUUCACGAGUUACGGGGAGACGAGAGGACAGCGAGCACGGGGUGCUCAUCACGGAGAAGCGGAGACAGGAGCACUAGCACUGGGAAGAGGACACGUCACGGGAGUCGGGAGAGCACGGGAUUUAUUGUCAUGUCUGUCCAUCACUGUAAAUAAAGGCACUGCUUGUACAUAGAGCACCGCGCCUGGGUCCUCCUUCCCUACACCUCCACGGUCUGCCAGCCAGACGGUGACAAAAGAUCAUCAACAUGACGGCUGCCAGCUAUCUUCUGACUGAAGAGCAGCUUUUGUGCUGCAUCUGUCUGGACGUGUUCAGGGAUCCCGCCACACUCCCAUGUGGACACAACUUCUGCAAAGACUGCAUCACGGAACAUUUAAAUUUUAAUUCCCAGCGCAAGUGUCCCAUGUGCAAAGAGCAGGUGGAUAGGAAAUAUAAGCUUGGUGUGAAUACUUUCAUAUCUGAGAUGGCUGUUCAGUUUAGAAAAACUGUUGGAAAGAAAGCUGAUGAUAGCUCAGAGCAACACAAUGCCAUACAAGAAAAAGGUUCUUAUGAUGCUCCUGCUGCACCUAAACGGACAUCGCUGAAGUCCUGCCUGUUCAUAAUUCUUAGCUUAACCUUUCUUACACUCUUCUUUGUAGCUAAUCUACAUUUUCAUCAAACAGUGUCCAUCUUAAAAUCUCACAAGCUGUUUAAUUCUGUGGAGAAAGAAGAAGACAGGAUGUGUGCUGAGCAUGGCAAACCUUUGGACUUCUAUUGCAAGAAUGAACAAAUGAUCAUAUGUCAGUCAUGUGUGGACGCAGAUCACAGAUUUCACCGGGUAGUUCCCCUGAAAGAGGAAUAUGAAGCAAAAAAAACACAACUUGGGAUAACAGAGGCUAAAAUUCUCCACAUGAUCCAAGAGAGACAAAGAAAAGUCCACGAGCUCAAACAAUCUUUAAAGCUCAGCACAGAAGCUGCAGACAGAGAGACAGCAAAUGGUGUUCGGGUCUUCUCGGCUCUGAUUAAGUCUCUGGAAAGAGCUCAGGCAGAGCUAAUCGAGAUGACUGAAGAGAACCAGAAAAGGACAGAGAAACAGACCAAAGUUUAUAUCACAGAGCUGGAGCAGGAGGCCUUUGAGCUGACAAGGAGACGUGAUGAGAUGGAGGAACUCUCACGCUCUAAAGACCGUCUUCGUUUCCUCCAGAGCUUCCCGUCCCUGAAUGCUGCUCCACCCACCAAAGACUGGACAGAUGUCAGCAUCUGUCCAGCAAUAUACGAGGGAAUCACAAGGACAGCUUUGGUGAAAGCUGUGGAUGAGCUGACAGAGACCAUCAAGAAUGAGGUGAAGAUGAUACGGGACGCUCAGUUCAACAACAUUCGGCAGAAUGCGGUGGAUGUUACUUUGGAUCCCGAUACGGCACAUCCUGCUCUCAUCCUGUCCAAUGAUGGGAAGCAAGUGCAUUGUGGUGAUGAAUGGAAGGAACUGCCAGACAGCUCAAAAAGAUUUGAACCUGCAAUUUCUGUUUUAGGGACACGAGGCUUCUCCUGUGGAAGACUUUACUAUGACGUCCAGGUUAAAGGAAAGACUGGGUGGACGUUAGGAGUGGCCAAAGGGUCGGUCAAUAGGAAGGGAGAAAUUAAACUUAACCCAGAGAACGGCUACUGGGCUAUAUAUCUGAGGGACAGAAAUGAGUACUUUGCACUUGCUGCCGAUCCUGUCCCUCUCUCUGUGAAUGAUCACCCAGAGAAGGUGAGAGUUUUUGUGGAUUAUGAGGAGGGUUUGGUUUCCUUUUAUGAUGUAAAUGCUGCAGUUCUUCUUCACUCAUAUACUGGCCAAACCUUCACAGAGAAACUUUAUCCAUUUUUCAGUCCUGGUAGUAGUGACAGUGGCACAAACACUGCCCCCCUAAUCAUCACUCCUGUCAAACAGCAAAGAUCGGACUAAUUUUUUUCUUUUUGUUGAUGUUGUUUGUCAAGAGAUGUAUUCUAAAACACUUCUUCAGCAGAGAAUCAGAGAGGAGAAACACACAGGUUUUCUUGCUAGCAAGGGCAGCCACCAGAGCGCUCACAUGAGAGUGAGGGCUCAGAGACUCGCAGCUCUGAGACUGCCCUGGUCUUUAUUUUAUACAUCAGUGGGUGUUUGUUCCUUACAUUGGAAUGUGGAUGUUUAUAUGUAUGUGUGCAUUCAGAUGCAUGUAUAGUGUGUGCUAUAGUGUAAGCUGUUCUUCCAUGCAUGUAUGUGUGUUAGUACGCUUGCAUGCAGGGCCUGUCUCACCACAAAAGGGCAUUUUCUCAACAGCUGCCUUUCUCUCGCGUGUGUUAAGAAAGGCAAAUGUGCUUGUAGCAGUUGUGAGAUUAUUAUGCUGUUAUAUAUUACAUUAUACCUGUAAUCAAAAUGAGUACUGAUACUGCUGUAGGCCACAUCAAACUUCUUAUGUAAUCAGUAUGUAGUUUUAGUUUGCAUCAUACUUCUGAGUUAAAAUAAUGUGAGAAUCAUUAGAUUCAUUAGAUAGGUUUGUAUUAUCCUAUACUGCUGACUUACUGUGAGUGUGUUACACUGUUUUCUGAUAGUAGAGACAACAGAACACAUUCUUCACCUCUACCUUUGUUGGAAGUAGAAAAACAGGGAGAAAGGGUCAUAACUCAGGCUCACUGGGAGUUAGAAAGAAUGCAAAUGCUUAGUUUGUGGCUGUGGCGCAUUUUGUAUGGCUUCUUUUCUUUUGUUUAGUAGCUUUCUGCCUUCACCUGAGAGGAUGUGCCCUGAGCCCGUGACUUCAGGUCUCCAUAAUUAGAGUUUAUUUAAAGAUACCUUGUGGCCUUAACUCAGCCAAGUGACCCUUCCUCUGUGUGGCCAGUCACUAAAAUGUCAUCUACAUUAGAGUAGAUGGUUUGAUAAGUCUAUCACUGAGAACCAUUGUUCUUUUGGAGUGACUUGAUUCAGUAUAGUGUGGGGAUUUGAUACUACUGAUGGCAUCAUUUCAGUGAUUUCAUUUAUUGCUCGCAGAUCAUGCACUAGACGGUAUUUUGCAGUAUUAGCUUUCUUCACCACUUAAACAAAACAUCACUCUUUGUUUUCUUCAUUAUUAUUAUUAUUAUUAUUAUUAUUAUUAUUAUUAUUAUUAUUAUUAUUAUUAUUAUAUUCUUCCUAGUCUGAACUUCUCUCUUCACCUGAGCUGCUAUCCUAUUCUGAGUCACUGUCUUCUUUGUUUCUUACAGUCACAUAUAAAAUGUCCCUCUUUUCCAAAGCUCCAGCAUGUAGUGCUAAAGCCACUGUUUGGUGUGUGUGUAGGCCUGCCUCUACCUCUUGCAUUCCUCUCCCUUUCUUUUGGAUUAGUCCUGCUCCGGCUUGUUGUUUGUCUAAACAUUUCUCAUCAGGUGUUAAUUUUUCUUGUUUAUUUCCCAUUUUCAAAGAUUUUGCUGGGCCGUCACUGGCACGCGUCACUUCAGAGUGGUUUACUGAUACGGCCUUCGACUUCACCCAAAAGGUGAAGCGGUAUCAGUUUUAUGAGAUGAAACUCAACCGUUCUCCUUUGUCACCAGUACAUGAGCCUCAGCAAAUGGAAGUAAAAUGGAAGUAGUUCAGCAGCAUAUUGUGCUGUUAAAUCAACUUACUUCCAGACAGUCAAAGGAGCUUGCAAAGAAAAGCGUCUGGACUUCUUUAAGUUGCUUGAAGACGUUUAACCUCUCAUCCGAGAAGCUUUUUUAAUUGUGUGGGUUUUUUUACUAUGCAGUUUUGGUUUGUUUUGGUUUGGUUUGGGUUUUUUAAGUGCUACAUGAAGAAUUUCUUAUAAUACUGUCAUUAACCCUUUCUCUGACAAUAUUGGUUUUUUGUCCCAUUCAUAUUUAUAUUGCCCCAAAUCACAAUAACAGCCACCUCAAGGCACUUUACAUUUUAAGGUAAAGACUACUUUAAUGGAGAGAAAAUCCCAGCAAUCAAAUUGACCCCUAUGAGCAAACUACUUGGCAACACUGGGAAGGAAGAACUUUUAAGCACUCUUUUUAAAAUUUAAAUUAAUUAUUUUAAAAAUAAGAAUCUUCUGGCAGAACAAGGCUCAGGCAGGGGCAGCUAUCUGCUUUGAUGGGUUUGGGGUGAGGGGACAGAUUUAUGUUAUGCUUUCAAGCAAAUAUUCACUUUAGAAGUGAGUAUUUGCCAACACUAACUAAACACUCAGAGUAAACUGACCUGUUUCACUGAGAACUUGGCUGGAUCACAAGGCUUUGACGGGUGUGUCAAAACUGGCGCGAUUUUAGUUUUAGCAUUUUAAUUCUCAUAAUACCCGGAAGACAAGUACAAAAUGGCUUAGGGUUGAAUCAGUAGCAUACAUGUUGACAGAUGUUGGCUGUUUAGAUAUUGUUUAAAUAGUUCAAUGAUGACUUCAGGACCGGUUCAUGACUAAAACGAACUUGUUUUAUGACAGUUGCGUGCUUAUAGAGAGAACUGUCACUCUGAAUUGUAACAUUCUACUGAGAAUAACCACAAACUUACAAAAUGUAACUAUCUAUAUUAGAAGGGAAAGAAUCUAAAAUAACAGGUUACAAUUAAUUACUUGCUUGCAUUCACUAGAUUUAUCCACAUAAAUUAUUCUACACUCUUUAUCAUUAUAUAAGACAAUGAUAUCUGCCUGCAGUGCAGCUAUAUGCAAAAUAAUGAUGUUCAAAUAUCAUUUACUCACACUUUAUUAUUACACUUACACUGAUGCUCCAAACACUAAUAUGCAUAUUCAUCUUUGAUUCACCAAAUCUACCAAGCUUGUUUUGUUCAUACAACUCUGUGCCAACUAGUAAGAGUCACUAAUGGGUUUAUAUAUUUACACCACAUAACACUGGAUGGAUGUUUGUACAAUACAAUAUUUGAUAUUUACACCUGUAAUGUUGGUGUUUCUCGUUUUGGUCAUUUUCUGUUGAUCUUUUUUCCUCUUUUCAUCGUGGUCCUCUUUUUUUGUUUUAUAUCAAAAUCUGGAAUCAGUUCUUAAUUUUAACCUCUCCUUUUACAGAUUUUGUGGCAGUUCCAUGUAUUUUGGUUAGCAUUGUGUCCCUUCAAGUAUUUCCUUUUGUCAUUUUUCAUCUCUAUUAUCAUUCCUUUGUAUACAUUUUGUUCAGGUUUUGAGUCUUUUAAGUAAAAUCCAGGAGCCUAUGUGGGGGUUACUUUUUCUCUAAAUAAAACAAAAAUCAUUAUUUUGAUAUAGGCCACUAAACUUUCUUAAAGCCACUUUAUAGCACAAAAAUCAAUAUAUUGAUUCAGCCUUGUAACGUCCAGCAGGUCACAAGUGAACCUCUGGGUUUGAGGUUAGAGCUGUAAUUCAGACAGACUGUUUUAAAAAAAUAAAUAAAUAAAGCAGGCUAAACUGACCUGUUUCACUCCAUGCUUGAAUGGAUCACAAGAUUAUGAUGGGCAUGCCUAAAUUUAUUCUCUCCAUUUUUAGUUUUUGUGAUAGCUAGAAGAGAGCAGUGGCAAAGGCCCUGAGUGUAUUCAAACACAGACACCUGUAAUAGCCUUACAGUGUAGGAAAUCUGCUCAACUCUACUUCAGUUGCAUGAAACAUUCAUGUCUCAGUAUCUCAUCCUUGUUGCAUUGUGUUUACAUCAUGCAGUGGUGCACAGAGUAGUUAGGACUGUUGCCUCAAGACAUUAGGACAUUAAGAUUCCUGGUUUGAAUCCCAGAUGGGGCCUUCUGUUUGGGGUUUGCAUUUUCUCCUUGUGCCCAUGUUGGUUUCCCCCAGAAACUGAAGCUUCCUCCAGACAUGCAUGAGGACAUAGUGCUAACCACAGUGAUGCCCAUUAAUGUUAUGUAUUGUAUAAUAAACUAAAUUAGUAAUCAUUAAUGCUUCAGUCAUCAGUGUCUGUACCACUCAAAUCAAAUUCAAAUCCUAUUUGUCACAAUCAUACACAGUAUGACAUGCAGUGAAAUACUUAUUGCAAUUGCAAUUUCUGACCAUUAAAAAUACAAGAAUAAACUGAAAUUAAAAAUCAAGUAUAAAAUGAAAGUCAAA